This is a messenger RNA of Parnassius mnemosyne (clouded apollo), 633 nucleotides long. NCBI's taxonomy places the organism in Eukaryota, Metazoa, Arthropoda, Insecta, Lepidoptera, Papilionidae. The record is from the annotation of a GenBank genome assembly.
AUGGAAGAAAAGUUAAAUGAAAUGGAACAAGCUGGUAUCAUCACAAGGACAUCAACGCCUUACAGUAGUCCAUUGACAUUCACUCUUAAAAAAGACGGCUCAAUUAGAGUUCUGCUUGAUGCCAGAAGCAUAAAUAAGAAAAUGGUUGCAGAAACAGAGAAACCACCUAUACAAUUAGAUGUUUUGAAUUCAUUUCACGGAGCGAAUUAUAUCACUACCAUUGACUUAAAUAAUGCAUAUUUUCAAAUUCCGAUAAAUAAAGAUGGUAGAAAAUAUACUGGAUUCACAUUCAAUGGAAAGUCAUAUGUAUAUAAUGUUUUGCCGCAAGGAUUAAAAACAUCAGUAGGAAGCUUUAGCAGAGCCAUGAAUUUAAUAUUAGGACCAGAAGUCCAAGAAUUUUGUGUGAACUAUUUAGAUGAUCUAGCCAUUUUUACAACAGGAACGUUAGAUAAACAUUUGGAGCACAUUGAUACUGUUUUAAGUAAAUUGAACAAAGCUGGCUUAACGUGUAACUUGCAGAAAUGUGAAUUUAUUUGUAAAGAAAUUAAAAUGCUGGGUUUUAUAAUUUCAACAGAAGGCAUAAAGACAGAUCCCGAUAAGAUUCGAGCGAUCCAAGAGUUUCCAGCACCUUAA